AUGAUCCUGCCCGCGGAGGGGAUGAGCGCCGCGCACCCGCGGAGGAGCCCCCCCCGCGCCGCCUGGGCGGGCCAGGGGAAGGCGACGCCCGCCAUGAGCUCGUCGGCGCUGCUGGCUGAGGGCCCCCUCGACCCGCCGGUGCUGCUGGCCGACAUCAAGACGGAGCCGCCCGAGGAGCUGCUGGCCAGCGACUGCGGCCAGCCCCAGGCCGAGCCCGUUGAUCUCUCCCUCAACAAGUCCAAGGUGGCGGCGGCGGUGGCCUCAGCCCCUCCACCACCCCCCCCACCUCGGUCCAGUCCCGCCACCGUCUCCAUCUCGCCCUCCGGCCUCAGCUCCACCUCGGCCAUCCCGGCCGUCCUCUCGCCCGGCUCCAUCCUGGCCUCCACGCAGGGCAGCGGCGGGCAGCAGAUCCUCCACGUCAUCCACACCAUCCCCUCCGUCAACCUGCCCAGCAAGAUGGGCAACCUCCAGACCAUCCCCGUGGUGGUCCAGUCCCUCCCCGUCGUCUACACCACCAUGCCCACCGAUGGUGUCACCGCCAUCACCGUACCCCUCAUCGGGGGGGACGGCAAGAACGCCGGGUCCGUGAAAAUUGACCCGGGCUCCAUGUACCCCAUUGACAUGAACAGCGACAGCGAGGACAGCGCCUCUGAGAGCGGCCCAGCCCCUUUCCAGGACCUCCAGAGAGAGCCGGCGGCACGGGGGCAGCGAGCCGAUUCCCCCGACCUGAAGAAGCGGCGCAUCCACCAGUGCGACUUCGAGGGCUGCAAUAAGGUCUACACUAAAAGCUCCCACCUCAAAGCUCACCGGCGGAUACACACAGGCGAGAAGCCCUACAAAUGCACCUGGGAAGGCUGCACCUGGAAGUUCGCCCGCUCCGACGAGCUGACCCGGCACUUCCGCAAGCACACGGGCAUCAAGCCCUUCCGCUGCUCGGACUGCGACCGCAGCUUCUCCCGCUCCGACCACCUGGCCCUUCACCGCCGGCGGCACAUCAUGAUGUGAGGAGCCGAAGUCCCUGGGGCACCUCCUGGCUGGGAUGAGGGGGGGACGGCGGUGGAAAACGGGGACGCAUCCCCACCCCCCCCUGCUCCUCCGUGUGCGGUGGAAGGACUGUGGGAGCGGAGAGGCCGAGCUCUGCCCGGCGGCGAGCAAACCGUGGCCGCUGCAGGAGCCUCACCGGCACAAGAUGUAAAAAGAUGGUUUCCGGACUGGUCCUCCUUCUCCCUUGCUCCCGUUUCUUCUUUUUCCUGGGCUUCUCCUCCCCUCUCGCGACAUCCAGAGGCUCCUCCUUGACUCCUCACCCGGGAUUCACCCAGCAGCUGCCUCUCCAGACCUGCGCGUCUGCCUCUUCAGCCUGUUGCCCAUCUCCAUCUCGUGUGCUCGCUGUCCCCUGCUCCCCUCCCGGUCCCCGUGGGCAAAAUCUGGGAGCCGUGGCAAGGACAGAGGCAGGGAGAGUCUGCCAUCACCUCCGUGCAAUAGCUGUCGGCCUCUUCCCUCUCCAGAAAGCCGCUGCCUCUCCAUCCCCAGCCACUGCGUGUCCCUGUCCCGGCGGGAGAAGGAACCUUGGCACAUCGCCUCUCUCUGCAUCCCUCGGCGUGCGCUGGGCUUCACGGGAGGUGCCGGGGGCACGCAGGAGGGCCAGGAGGAAAAG
This is a messenger RNA of Gymnogyps californianus (California condor), 1654 nucleotides long. It is a transcript of the gene KLF8, whose product is annotated as KLF transcription factor 8. Lineage: Eukaryota; Metazoa; Chordata; Aves; Accipitriformes; Cathartidae. The transcript is spliced from 6 exons. Bases 1 to 1005 code for a protein of 334 amino acids. The record is from RefSeq and is a predicted model, not a curated record. Gene Ontology annotation, molecular function: RNA polymerase II cis-regulatory region sequence-specific DNA binding; DNA-binding transcription factor activity, RNA polymerase II-specific. Gene Ontology annotation, biological process: regulation of transcription by RNA polymerase II.